AUGGCUCCUACUAGUCGUAAGAGAGUAAUGGCUAACACUACUGAUAUCAACAAUGAUGAGUUACAGUCCAUGCCGGAUGAUGGUCAAUGUUCUGCCACUUCCGUUAAAAGGCGUGGACCCUCAACAAACAAGGCAUUGGAGGAUGUGUUGGAUAAAAAUAAGAGGCAGCCAUUAGAAGUUACAUUUAAAGAAGGACAUUUGCAGCCUAAAAAAUUUAGACCUAAUGUUGGUGAACACCAUCAUAGACGGGCAUUCGAUCAUCAGUUCAGCAAGUGCUUGAAGGCCCGUAGAUACAAAAUAAAGAAUUACUAUGAUGGCUUUAAAAACGCUGAGCUUGCUCGGCGUAACCCAUUUGAAGGUGUUCCCAACGAGCAUUGGAAUCUAUUGUGCGACAUAUACAGUUCUGAGAAGUGUGUGAAUCGCAGUGAGACAAACAAAAAGAAUAGGGACAAGGUGAAGACUAAGAAUUAUGGUGGCUCGAAAACGUAUGUUCAGUACCUGGAUGAGAUGCUUAAUAAUGAAACUGGGGAAGAUGGAAGUGUGAUUGAAUUCUAUGCAAAAUCGCACAUCAAGGAAAAUGGGGAAUCUAUUGAUGAAGAGGCUGAGAAGAAUUAUGCUAGAAUGCUAGAAAUGAAAAAAGUUGCAAUUGAAAUUGAAGAAGUAAUAACCCACGAGAAAGAGGAAGAAAUAAUGCUUGAAGUGCUAGGGAAUAAGUGUUCAUUUUUAAAUGGGCCUAAUAAGGAUAUGCCAACUUUGUCAAUCCGUGCUACCCAAAAAGAUAUGGAUGCAGCUAAUGCUAGGGCCGACAAAGCAGAAACGAAUAUGGACGAGAUGAGACAAGAGGUGCAAGGGAUGAGGGAAGACAUGCAGCAACAAAUUCAAGAGAAAGUGAAAGAGGCAAUGCUUGCUUUUAUUGCAAAUAUUGGGCAGCCUUCCCCUGCACCCCAAAAUUAAUCUACUUUAGAGUUUUAGAAGGACAACUUUUUAAAAUUAAUUAGGUCUAAUAUUUUAGGACUUUGAAUACUUUCUUGCAGUUUCUUGUUUUUUAAUAGUAAACCUAUUAUUUUUGGGAUGAUGCAUCAAUAUUCCUUAUGCCCUCUUUCUCUCAAAUUGUUUGAAAACUCUCUUGUUUCACAUUGGAUAUGGUUUUUGGAAGGAUAAUUUAUGGUAAGUUAGCUAACUUAGAAUCAAUUUAAUUUUUAUAAUUUUUUUUUUAUCAAUAGUUUUUACCAGGUAUACAAUUUAUUUUGCAGGUAGUUCGUCUUGUUAAGAGAGUUGCUUCUUAAUUUGUUGGAGUGUUCUAUGGCAGAAAAAAUUUGCUUUAUUCUUUGGACUAGGAAUUAAUGCUGAAGUUGAGCGAUUAAUUGGGAUGACAUGAAGAAAAUGAAGUAUUCAUGACAACGACGAACUAAAGUGAUGAGAUUCCAUACGAAGAACUUUGAGGUGCUGCCAUAGAGGGAGAGUUAGGAGUUUGCUUUUAUGUUUUAGUUUGGUCUUUAAUUUGUAUUAGACAAUUGGAAAUUUAGUUUAUAUUUUGACUCAGAAUUGAACAAAUGUAGAAA
This is a messenger RNA of Cornus florida, 1562 nucleotides long. RefSeq lists its product as uncharacterized. Lineage: Eukaryota; Viridiplantae; Streptophyta; Magnoliopsida; Cornales; Cornaceae. The transcript has 8 exons. The coding region runs from base 1 to 954 and encodes 317 amino acids. The record is from RefSeq and is a predicted model, not a curated record.